AUGUCUCACGAAUCGGUCUGGUACUCCCGCCCGCGAAGCUACGGCAAGGGCAGCCGCUCGUGCCGAGUCUGCACUCACAGGGCCGGUCUCAUUCGGAAAUAUGGCCUUAACAUCUGCCGUCAAUGCUUCCGGGAGAAGAGCACUGACAUCGGUUUUGUAAAAGUGUGUUUCGAUUCUGAAAGUUUGACGCGGGAGGCGCUAAUUCAGCCAUCAGCACCGAUGAGUUUGCGGACGAACGAAGCGAGAGACUUGAAUCUAGUCCACCGACGAGAACGCAUGCGAAUGUGGCUGGAGGAUCUAUAA
Messenger RNA from Trematosphaeria pertusa, 303 nucleotides. RefSeq lists its product as uncharacterized. Gene Ontology annotation, biological process: translation. Lineage: Eukaryota; Fungi; Ascomycota; Dothideomycetes; Pleosporales; Trematosphaeriaceae. Gene Ontology annotation, molecular function: zinc ion binding; structural constituent of ribosome. The record is from RefSeq and is a predicted model, not a curated record. Gene Ontology annotation, cellular component: cytosolic small ribosomal subunit; ribosome. The coding region runs from base 1 to 303 and encodes 100 amino acids. The transcript has 2 exons.